UGGCGUCGCGUCAGUAUGGUGUCAGACGGUGGUUGGCUGAGAGGCGGCACCGGCAUCACCCCCCAGCGUGUGUGUGAUAUCCGUCCACCUACACCAAAGAUGGAGGGUCAUCUUAAAGUGCUGUUGCUGGGGCUGCUGGUGGUGGCCUCCUCUGCUACCUAUGACAGCAUUAACAAGGAUUUAAUCAACAAAAAGUUCGACAGGAAAUUAGAUAUAUCGUCACAGUUGGUUAAGAUUACCAAUAAGAUAACCCUGGAGAAUGGUGGCUCGGGGGCUGUCAAGUCCUUCCUCUUGGCCUUCACUAAAGUUGAGAAGGAUAACCUGUCUUACUUAAAUGCUCAGUCAGGUGGCACAGUUCUCAAGUUAGCAGAAACCCGUGUACAGGAGCAUCGUGAUUUGGCCUUCUUCAAGGUGGAGCUAAAGGAUGCUCUCCAGUCAGGCAAGACUGUCAAUGUUGAGGUGGAGAUCAUAUUGACCCAGAUUUUGGAGCCUUACCCAGCUAUCAUCCAGCAAGGAGAGAAGCAACUAGUGCGUUAUUCUGGGAACCACUAUAUCCUCACCCCCUAUUCCAGUAACACUCAGACAACAACUGUCACCCUUCCAUCCCCCAAUAUUGAAUCCUACUCACGUCUCAAGCCCACUACCCACACAGAUACCUCCAUUACCUAUGGUCCAUAUGAAGGAGUUGCUGGAUUCUCAGAGGAUUCCAUGAAUGUCCAUUUUGAAAACAACGCCCCGUUUUUGACUGUCUCAAGGCUUGAGCGCGUAAUUGAAGUGUCUCAUUGGGGUAACAUAGCUAUAGAGGAGACAAUUGAUGUUUUACAUACAGGUGCCAAGUUGAAGGGCCCCUUCUCGCGUUAUGACUAUCAGCGUGAGCACAACAGUUACUCCAGUAUUAAAUCUUUCAAGACGAUUAUGCCAGCUUCUGCAAAAGAUGUUUAUUAUCGUGAUGAAAUUGGCAAUAUCUCCACAUCUCACAUGCGAGUACAAGAUGACGCAGUUGAACUAGAUUUGAGGCCCAGGUUUCCAUUGUUUGGAGGAUGGAAGACUCAUUACAAGAUAGGCUACAAUGUUCCUUCAUAUGAGUAUCUCUACAGCUCUGGUGAUGAAUACAUUCUGAAAAUGCGCAUUUUGGACCAUGUGUUUGAUGACUUCACUGUUGACGAGUUGGUGUUGAAAAUCAUCCUACCAGAAGGCGUACGCAAUAUUAUCCUUGAAACACCUUACUUGGUUGAGCGACUACCAGAUGCUAAACAUUUCACCUACCUGGACACGGUGGGCCGGCCAGUGGUCUCUGUGACCAAGAAGAACCUGGUGGAGAGUCACAUACAAGACUUCACACUACACUACCAGUUCCCUUCAAUACUCAUGUUGCAAGAACCUCUACUUGUGGUGAUAGCAUUCUUCAUCCUAUUUAUCACAGUAAUAUUCUAUGUUCGUCUGGAUUUGACCCUUAGUAAAGAUGAUGCAACAGAGGCCAAGAUGCGUGUGUCAUCAUACUGUGAACAAGUGCACACACACCAUGAUAAGAGAGCUCGCCUGUAUGAGAAGCUAGAAGAAGAAUUACAGAAGCUCAAGACCUCAAAAGAUGUUGCUCAGUCUCAGCUUGGGCCUGAUCUUCCAAUUGACAAUCCCUCAGUCACAACCAUCACCGUCAAAAGAGAAAAAUGAAAAGAUGCUGCCCUC
Messenger RNA from Homarus americanus (American lobster), 1686 nucleotides. RefSeq names its product dolichyl-diphosphooligosaccharide--protein glycosyltransferase subunit 1-like. Bases 16 to 1671 code for a protein of 551 amino acids. Lineage: Eukaryota; Metazoa; Arthropoda; Malacostraca; Decapoda; Nephropidae. The record is from RefSeq and is a predicted model, not a curated record. The transcript has 9 exons. Gene Ontology annotation, cellular component: membrane; oligosaccharyltransferase complex.